AUGUUUACUAAAUCAGUUAAUGAUCGUGCCUUAUACGAACGGUUAACUGGGAUUCAAGAGUUUAGUGGAUUACCUGCUUCAAGCUUAGGAUUGACUUCUGGACAGGUGUUGAAUGCAUUGGAUACAUCUAGAGAGGAGUAUUCAACCUUGGAUCUCUUUGGUGUGCAUGUUCUGCGGGUACUUUUAACCAUUCUCUUGUUUGUUUAUAUGAGAAUGUUUGGAAUUCGUCUGUAUUUACUGAAUGCAUGGAUGUUUUUAAAAGUAUUCUGGUUUGAUUUACAAUUGAAUUCAUUGAAUUCCAGACCGCAAGAUUCAACCAAUCCAUUCGUAUUGAUUGCGAAUGCAAUUGUGUUUUACUGGGGAAUAUUACUUAAUGUUCCAGCAGAAUUACUACGAGUUUCCAAACAAGUAUUUAUAAAUACUCCGAUAGGGCUUGACAAUUGUAAACGAUACAUCCCAAAAGCAAACACCCCUUCAAGUGUUACAUUAAUUUUAGACUUGACUCCUCAUGUGCUACUACCACCUCCUGAGAUUCCUCAACCAUAUUUAGAUGCAGACAGAAAUAUUCAAGUUCCAGAUAAGAAGGAAGUCCAAUUUGUGAUUGCCGUUAGGAAUGAAUAUUUCACCCAGUACAAAUCACAUAUUGCUGCUGAGCGAGUUAGGCUUUUACGAGAUAUAAGUAGGUUUAUUACUUGGUGCUGUUUGGUUCCCAGUAUUAACGAGUUGACCAUUUAUGAGAAACAGGGUAUAGUAUGGGAUGCUGAAGACUACAAUGGGAUUGAAGCUAUGAAGAAUUCCAUUCUUGUUGAAUUGGAAUCAUUUGCUAGUUCAUGUAAGAAACAUGAAUUGCAAGAAUUUAAAGCUUGUAUACCUUCAAUAACUUUAGUUGACUGGUUCAAUAAGACUAGAUUUUCUGUUAAUGAACCUGAUGAUAUAGUUGGAAAUGAUCAACAUAUUGAAAUUGAAGACGUGUUGAGUUCUUAUGAGGAACAACGGCAAUUAGUGGUAAACUUAUGUGAUCUUCGAAUUCGAGAAACAAAUUUCAAGAAAUUAACUUCGAAAAUUCUUCAGGAAUCACUUGAAUCAAGUGAUAACGUAUUCAAUGAAGAACUUCCUUCUACUCCAGAUUUGAUCGUUGCUCCGUGUAAUAGUGGCAGGGUAAACAACAGUUUAUUGGGAUAUGCAUGCAUUGACCAAAGCAUUGACGAUAAAACAAAGUCUAUGGUGAUAUUUUCCGAUUUGGAAUUUGGGUUCCCGUUCUUUUCCAAAUCCCUAUACAAUUAUGCAUUAGAUCAACCAAUUGAAUCUCCCAAAGGGACCCAAGUUCCCAGUAAUACUGUUUUAAGAAUGGCCCAAAGCAGAAAUAUUGCUCAUUAUGUCAAAAAAGUAAAGAAUUUAGAAUUUCAACCUAGUGUUGACGUACGUUCCCCGGUAUCACCACGUCAAGUUGCAAGUCCUUUGGCUGUUAAUAUUUAAAUUGUUUGUCUCGCUAUGUGUUACCCAAAUCAGAGUGUUUUAUGUGCAGGAUGUCUUUCCCCUUGGCUCUGUUUGCGUGUUGUUGUGUGGCACGCAUAAAACUGGUUUUGCUAUUUAAAGUUCUUACU
Molecule: messenger RNA, 1604 nt
Organism: Spathaspora passalidarum NRRL Y-27907
Lineage: Eukaryota; Fungi; Ascomycota; Pichiomycetes; Serinales; Debaryomycetaceae
Exons: 1
Coding region: 1-1476 (491 amino acids)
Source: RefSeq, a predicted model, not a curated record